This is a messenger RNA of Corythoichthys intestinalis (scribbled pipefish), 940 nucleotides long. RefSeq names its product FKBP prolyl isomerase 3 (gene fkbp3). The coding region runs from base 118 to 783 and encodes 221 amino acids. The record is from RefSeq and is a predicted model, not a curated record. Gene Ontology annotation, molecular function: peptidyl-prolyl cis-trans isomerase activity. The transcript is spliced from 7 exons. Lineage: Eukaryota; Metazoa; Chordata; Actinopteri; Syngnathiformes; Syngnathidae.
AAUUUCGCGUUAUUGUGAGUAAUAGCCUAAUGUAAUUAUGUGAACAAUAUGCAUUUUUUUCCCGUGCAUUUUCAAUAUUCUUGACUGAGGUCAGAGUUCGAAUGUUUUCCACUCAAAAUGGCGGACGAGCCAGUGCGAGAAUGGAGUGAAGAGCAGCUCAAAAGUGACGAUUUACCUAAGAAAGACCUGAUAAAGUUCUUACAGGACAAUGCGGCGCACUCGUUCCUCAACGAGCACAAACUGCUGGGAAACAUCAAGAAUGUGGCCAAAACGGCUAAAAAGGAGCAGCUCGUUGUUGCCUACAACCAGCUGUUUGUAAGCAAAAGGUUUAAAGGCACGGAACCGGUGGAAGAAGUGACAAAGCAGGUGAAAGCUGUCAAAAUCGACGAGAAACCCAAAGAGGUCAAGGCAGAAGUUGUGGAUGAGGGUCCGCCCAAGUUUAUUAAAUCAACGCUGAAGAAAGGUGACAAGACAAACUUCCCCAAAAAAGGUGACACUGUGAGCUGCUGGUAUACAGGAACACUGGAGGACGGGACAGUCUUUGACACCAACAUUCCCUCAGUGGCCAGAAAGAAAAAGCAAACCAAGCCGCUGAGCUUUAAAGUUGGCAUGGGCAAAGUCAUCCGAGGGUGGGAUGAGGGCCUUUUGACAAUGAGCAAAGGAGAGACUGCACGCCUGGAGAUCGAAUCUGAGUGGGGGUACGGGAAGAAGGGCCUUCCUGAUGCCAAAAUUCCACCCAAUGCCAAGCUUAUCUUUGAGGUGGAGCUCGUGUCCAUCGACUAAAAGGACAAGAACUGGGAAGUUUACGUAAAAGAUUCAGCACUUUAUUUCUGUGUGCUGUUUAUUGUUGAACCGGGGAUUCCCGAUGUGUAACCAUUUUGUUUCUUUUGGUGCUGUCAAUGUAAUUCCCUACUUUGGUGAAAAAUAAACGUUUGUAUAA